AUGAACUCAUUACUGUCGAGUUGUGUGGUUUUCGUAUUUUUCUUUAGUUGUUCGGAACAGACAUAUUUUCUAAACAAAGACUACAUAAGCUCAAUCAAUAGUGUUGCGAAGACUUGGAAGGCUGGCAUCAACUUUCAUCCGGAAACACCUUUGAAAUUCGUAUUGGGACUUUUGGGCUCAAAAGGCGUGGAGGUAUCUUCGGCGGGUCCGUUUAAGUCACAUGACCCACUGUACAGCUAUGCCGGAAGUAUUCCCAAAGAAUUUGAUGCUAGAAAACGAUGGAGGAACUGUAAGACGAUCGGGACGAUUCGCGAUCAAGGCAAUUGCGGGUCUUGUUGGGCGUUCAGUACUUCCGGAGCUUUUGCCGACCGUUUGUGCAUAGCGUCGAACGGAUCAUUCAAUCAACUUUUAUCGGCUGAACACGUGACGUCUUGUUGUUACCAGUGCGGUUUAGGUUGUCAAGGAGGUUAUCCGAUCAGAGCUUGGCGAUAUUACAUUAAAAACGGUCUGGUCACUGGAGGAAACUUUAACUCGUUUGAAGGAUGUCAGCCGUACUUGUUUCCACCGUGCACGGGAAGCAACUCUUGUAGCGGUCAAUCGGAAAAAAAUCACAAAUGCCAAAAACAAUGCUACGGAAAUACAUCGAUUUCCUAUAAGGACGAUCUCAGAUAUGUUAAAGGAUCGCCAUAUGUCCUGGCCUACGAUAACAUACAAAAUGACAUAAUGACUUACGGACCAAUCGAGUCAUCUUUUGACGUGUACGACGACUUUAUAUCGUACAAGUCAGGUGUAUACUCCAAAUCGCCCAACGCCAAGUAUUUGGGAGGCCAUUCCGUUAAGUGCAUCGGAUGGGGAGUCGAAAGGAACGUGUCCUAUUGGCUGAUGAUGAACUCGUGGAAUAAAACUUGGGGAGACGGAGGAUAUUUCAAAAUACGGAGAGGCACGAACGAGUGCCAAAUCGAGGAUUCGUCCACAGCUGGGGUGCCGAAAUAUUAUAAAUAG
Messenger RNA from Macrosiphum euphorbiae (potato aphid), 1002 nucleotides. NCBI's taxonomy places the organism in Eukaryota, Metazoa, Arthropoda, Insecta, Hemiptera, Aphididae. The record is from the annotation of a GenBank genome assembly.